UCUGUUCUUCAGUAUACUCGUGCCGCUCGAAGGCGACGGAUGUACGUUGUCAGUUAAAAUACGUGUUUCAAAGUUCUGUAAAUGCUCCGCAAAUGCAGCUUACACUAUAAAAGUAAUUUUUUAUUUGACGAACGCGUGUUUAUAUUCAAUAUGCGACGUGAGACAUUAAUAACGAGUGAUAAAGAUCGAAACUAUCGAAACUGCCGAAAAUAUUUGAGAUAAAUUGUCUUUAUUGAUAUCAAUGUGUAUUUUAUUGUAUAUCAAGCAUAAUUAUUGAAAUUUAUAGAAAGUGUAUUUUAUAAAAGUGACAUUAUUUGUGGAGUAAGCUGUGUUAAUAAUCAGAUGUGAGUCGAGAAAUGUAAUUUAAAUUAAUAAAAUAAUACAUCAGAAUAAUAUAAAAGCUGUGUAAAUUCUAAAAGUCGUGCGCGCUGUAUUAUAAAACAGGCAUUAAAAAGUCAACACCAAAUUCCUUUUUUUCAAAGUUUCUUGCUAGAUAAUUGAGUGAAAUAGAUUUUAAUUAAAAGUCACAUACAGUAAUAACAGAAAGAAGUUAAAAAUAUUCUUCAUCAACCAAUUGUGAAACAAAUGUUAAAUAUUAUGCAUUAAUUGUUGCAAAAAUUAUGUAUCGUAUAUUCUAUUAUUAUAAACAUCAGAGUUGAUACAACAUGAAUUGUACUUUCUACUCAUCGUGACCAAUGAAGACGCCCAUAAACAUAUAAAUCCUUGCUUCAAACCCACUUCUGUGCAAACAGCACAACGAUUUAGUCAAUCGUCAAGUCAAUUUCGAGAUGACAUCAAUGUUGCCGGAAGAAAAUAGCAACGCAGCAAAAAUGAAGCAAAAAUUGCUGAAUGAUAGACCUGUGAAAGAAGAAACGAGAUCUUUCUUGAGUUUCUCGCGUGAGAACCUAAACAUCUCACACUCCGAUUUAGAGCAAGGAUUCAAUAGGUCACGACUAAGGCCGAGCAGAAACACGAUCCUAAGCGUGGCCGCCCUUCUAAUUGCUCUCCUCUGUCUUGCUAUCGAAAGUUGGGAGUUGCGCUGCCUGACGACGAAUACGCACGAAAUCGAACAGCUGAAAAGAGACGUCGAGGACCUAAAGCAUCGGUUACUGAGGCAGAAUCUUAUGAACGACCUGAAGGCAUUCGAGGAACAGUUGUACGGUGAAAAAUCGACCGAAGAUGAUGAUCCGGGCGAGGCGGACAUUGAUUAUGCGGAUUACGACUCCAAUUACGAUGACGAUAGUUCCGCAUCGCAUGACUAUUCCGGUGAAGUACCCGGAAAUCAGCAUGUCCCCCUGAGUUAUGGCUCUAGACCAUCGGACUUCCCCGAAAUUACGUCCACACCGAUACCUACGUCCCCAAAAUCUUACUCCAAUCCUAUUCUACAAUUGAUGGAGUUCGUGAGCAAAGCCGAGACGAAACGUGGGCUGGAAUUCGAGAAGAAUGUGCGAGACAAUCACAAAAGCAUCGAACGAAAACGUCUUAAGGAAGACCACAGAGCGCGAGUAAGUCACGAGGAGAAGAGCAGCGAUACAAACAGCACUAAACACAAACGCGAUAUCCUCAUAAAGGAUAUCGCAGAUACAGGAUAUUUGAAAUCUGCUUCUGAGCAGCAGGACAAAAGGAUCAAGCAGAGACGUUCUGUGAGCGAUUAUAUGAUUACUGAUUAUUCAACGGAUACAUCGAAUUAUGAACUCAUUGACCGACAUCGUACUAGGAAAACUAUUGCGUCCAAAACACAUUCUCACGCGAGCAGCGAGAACAAAAUGACCGACAAUUCUGGAACGAACUUAGCAUCAUCGACGGUUUCUUGGGACAUACAUCCCCCGAAGAAAUAUCACGCCCACGAGCGUCUGGACGCGUCUUUUCCAGCGGACGAUGACCAAUUAAGCGAAGAAAUUGCACGGUCCAAUGAACACAAGAGCGAAAGAAUGGAGAGCGUGGGUGGUAGAAAUGUCAACUGGCGGAAUGUUCAUCGCGGUGCUAUCCGAAACAGAACGGAAAGUGAAAUUGGCGAAUUCGCUCAGAAUUACGAAAUGCUUGUGACGGAGCCUCUUCGGAAAUUGACCCGAAGGCAUUUACGUGCGCCACGGCAGGUUUAUGCAGUUCAUUAUGAGGCGGAUUUCAACCGCUUGUCGGCGCAAGACGAAAAAGACGACAAUGGUAAAGUACGGCACCACAGAGGCAUCUUUAAGGCGUGGCGGCCGAGUGACUGGGUCGCCGAACUCGGUAUGAAUCGCUAUUUCACACUCUCCAGUGACGGUGAAAUCAUCGUGCACGAGGCAGGAUUGUAUCUGGCGUACGCACAGAUUCAUUAUGUGGACGAGCAUGAUGAUAACGGUUUCCAUUUAUUGGUGAACGGCGAACCUAUCCUGCAAUGCAUGGUACACACCCCAGGUAUAGGACACAAAAGUCGCUCAUGUUUUUCAGCUCAAGUGACUUUUCUCCAAGCAGGUAACCGUCUAGUCUUGAAAGAAGUUGGAGCAACAAAGUACACGCUCUUUCAUCGUGAAAAAAGUUUCUUAGGCUUGGCGAAACUUGGUGAAAUGAGACAGCAACAAAAGCAUCAAACGUAACAAUUAUCAUGACAUUAAUCAUUUUCUCAAUAUACUAAAAUUAUUCAUAGCGAUAAAAAUACUAUCUACAUAUUUAUAGAAUUAUUAUUGGUAAAAAUCAAUUGUAAAUCAAUUUGCAUCUAAUGUAAAAUAUUAUGUACCUUUUAAAUUGUGAACGAAAUUAUUUCUCAACAAUUUUGUUUUUCAAGUUUCAUGCGUGAAAGUUUAAGUAAAACUUAAGUUCUUCAUUUUACAAUUUUUUUAUACUUUACUUGUAAAUCUAUUUAUAUGUAUUGAUUAUUCCACAUUGCAUGUUAUUUUCGUUCGUAUAUA
Messenger RNA from Odontomachus brunneus, 2888 nucleotides. RefSeq lists its product as uncharacterized. NCBI's taxonomy places the organism in Eukaryota, Metazoa, Arthropoda, Insecta, Hymenoptera, Formicidae. Gene Ontology annotation, molecular function: receptor ligand activity; tumor necrosis factor receptor binding. Gene Ontology annotation, biological process: immune response. The record is from RefSeq and is a predicted model, not a curated record. Gene Ontology annotation, cellular component: membrane. The transcript has 7 exons. The coding region runs from base 789 to 2576 and encodes 595 amino acids.